Messenger RNA from Sinocyclocheilus grahami, 1136 nucleotides. Its product is annotated as alpha-2,8-sialyltransferase 8F-like. Lineage: Eukaryota; Metazoa; Chordata; Actinopteri; Cypriniformes; Cyprinidae. The record is from RefSeq and is a predicted model, not a curated record. The annotation marks the transcript as partial. Gene Ontology annotation, molecular function: alpha-N-acetylneuraminate alpha-2,8-sialyltransferase activity. Gene Ontology annotation, biological process: N-glycan processing; oligosaccharide metabolic process. The transcript is spliced from 8 exons.
AUGCGCGCUGUUUACAUUAGAUGCUGCUGCGCUGCGCCCGAGGAACGCCACAGAAGCUCACCUGCCCCUGCUUUCCUCCUGAUGCUUCAGUCUCUUUCACGUGUCUCUCUGAUGGCGUUGGCGUUUCUCCGGUGGACUUUUAGGCUGCUGAUGGUCCUGAUCGUCUUUCAGGGUGUGUGUGUGAUGUUUUAUUACACACCCAACACACACUCGUCCAGAGACGGGAUGACGAACGCUCUUCGGCAGAUGCACUGCGCUAAACUCAGACGCAGGUUUUCCAUUAUCAAACCGGCCAAAAGUGUAAAUCUGCAGAGCUUCACGCGGGGGCUAUCAGAUUUCAUGAGCUGCCCGUACAGAUCAAACACAACCGAGCGAGAGGUGAACAGAUUGAGUCUGCAGUUUUUCUGUAAUGCCACAGGAUCGUUAUUCCUCACCAAACGAAACACAGCCGUCAAUCAGACCAUCCCAUAUGAGACAAGCAUUACAAGCACUUUUACAAUGAAUGCAACCCUUCACAGCAUGCUGCCCGAGGAUUUCCCCUGGAGUGGUCGUCGUCUGGGUCGGUGUGCUGUGGUUGGCAGUGGUGGGAUCCUGAAGAACAGCAGCUGUGGAUCUGAGAUUGACAGAGCAGACUUCGUCAUACGGUUUAAUUUGGCGUUGAUUAAUGACAGUGAUGUUGGGCUGAAGACGGAUCUGAUAACCAUCAACCCCAGUCAGAUUCGAUUCAAAAACCUGGAGCAGAAUCCGGAUCCGCUGGUGGAGCGGGUCAGUGUGUAUGGAAACGCCUCCCUCGCUAUUCCUGCCUUUGCCUACACAUUCUGCACUGGACAGUCCAUCAAAACUCUCAAAGUCCUCCAUCCAAUCAGACCCCAGCAGCCGGUGGCGUUCUUCAGCCCCAUUUACCUGCGGACACUGGACCGUUUCUGGAAGGGUCGUGGCCUGAAGUCAAUCCGCCUCUCCUCAGGGUUUAUGCUAAUUAACACGGCGCUAGAACUGUGUGAGGAAGUGCAUGUGUACGGAUUCUGGCCAUUCGACACUAACCUGCAGGACACUCCCGUUCCGUACCAUUAUUACGACCAGAUGAAGCCGCACCGCUACAUGCACAAAAUGCCGGAGGAGUUUGUGCGGCUUCUGCA